Molecule: messenger RNA, 1007 nt
Organism: Triplophysa dalaica
Lineage: Eukaryota; Metazoa; Chordata; Actinopteri; Cypriniformes; Nemacheilidae
Gene: timm10b
Product: translocase of inner mitochondrial membrane 10 homolog B (yeast)
Exons: 3
Coding region: 140-796 (218 amino acids)
Cellular component (GO): mitochondrial intermembrane space chaperone complex
Source: RefSeq, a predicted model, not a curated record
UGCAAACAUGGCGGCGCUGUGUUGAAAGUCAUGCGACUGAUCUUGGACGUUAUAUUCCAUGUCAAUUUCCUUCGAUUCCAGUAUAUUUAAGCAUUCGUAAAUAGAGAUUUCUGUCGGUAUAUACUGUCAACUGUUUACAAUGGACCCCGAUGGACAACUGCGAAAUUUGCGGGACUUCCUCCUCGUGUACAAUCGCAUGACGGAAAUCUGCUUCCAGCGGUGCACGAGCAAUUUCAACUACAGAAAUCUGACAAUGGACGAGGAGCGUUGUGCGGAGAGCUGUGCUGGUAAAUUAAUAAGGACAAAUCACCGUUUAAUGGGCACGUAUGUGCAGAUGAUGCCUGCGAUGGUGCAGAAGCGGAUGCAAGAGAUGGAGAACAAGGCUGCAGAAGUUGCAAAAGCCGAAGCUGCUGCAGCACAGGGAGGUGCAUCUGCAAUGAUAGACACACAAUCUGUGCCUCUAUCAACCCCUGGGAUCCCACCAGAAUUGCCAUCACUGGAAAUUCUUGAGACUCCUCAAAUUGCUUCAACCCCUAAUUAUCCAUCAGAAAUAAAGCCACCACCUUUGGUUUUGGAGCCAGCCACACAAGCAUCAGAAACAGCCAAGUUGGGGGCUGGAGUAUCUGUGACACAAAAUGCCCAAUCCUUCACAACUGAUUCUUUACAAGGACAAAUAAAUGUGCCGCCAGUGAUGUCAACAUCUUCAAGUUCUAGUGUAUCAUCACCCGAAGCAGGUGUUGGUUCAGUCUCAAGUGCAGUGGCAGGAGCGGGUCAGAAUUCCCAGACAACAUCUUGAUGUUAAUGUGUUGAGAGAAGAAGAGAUGGCAGAAGUUGUUUACACUGCACUGAUGAAUUUCCCAAAGCAUAUGCAGUCCAAACAUCGUUGAAGCCUUUUAAAACUGCUGACCCCUCUCAGUGGAAAGGGCGCAAUAUGGAAUAAAAUGAAUUACCAUGUACAGCGGUUUAACAGGAGAGUCUUUUAAUAAAAACAAAUGAUAAAAAUUGAA